This is a messenger RNA of Vidua chalybeata, 8984 nucleotides long. RefSeq names its product KIAA1549 ortholog. The record is from RefSeq and is a predicted model, not a curated record. The transcript is spliced from 21 exons. NCBI's taxonomy places the organism in Eukaryota, Metazoa, Chordata, Aves, Passeriformes, Viduidae. Bases 1 to 5703 code for a protein of 1900 amino acids.
AUGGAGGGGAUGACACGCUUCGUGGUGGCCGCGGCGCGGUGGCGGCCGGCGCUGCCCGCCCUGCUGCCGCUGCUGCUCGCCGUGCCGGCGCUGCGGGGCUCUCCCGCCGCAGAUGUGAGAUCCUUGGAACAGCAGAAUUUUUCCUUUUUCUCAACGAUGCAUGAAAGCAUAUCAGGCAGCAGGACACAAACAGCCUUAGCAAGGAGUACUUUGGAGUCCCAAGAAAGUAAUUUGCUUCAAACAGUUUUAUCAUCAGUUACUACUUCCUUUGAUGGGACUUCACUUAGCCAAGAAGAAACAGCCACGAUUUCAGACAGGAGAAGUAUGCCACCGUUGGUAGAUGUCUCUGUAAGGAGCAAUGAGGCAUUCCUAAGUGAUGAUGAAUUUAUUAGCUCCUUUUCAAAGGCACAGUGGACUCGUCCCAUGAAGUCUUUUGCAGUUUUAACAGAUCAUCACUCAGUUAAUACAGUAGAGCCAUCAAGAGAAAUGUUAGAAACUGUGUUGCUAACACCUUCAUUAUCUGUCCUUUCUUCACUGUAUGAUAUCUCAGAAACAGCACAGCAGAAGACUCCGUUGAGUGCUGUCUCUGAACGCAGCUACACUCUUAUGGAACUAAAGCCUUUUGUACCAGAUCCUGAAAUAUUAACAGCAAGCAGAGACUUGCUGUUGUACCCUCCAAAUACAGCUGUUCCUUUCACUUCCAUUCCUUCUGACACAGGAGUUGUGGCACAGGAAAACAGUAAUGCCAGUUUAACAGCUCUGCCUUUUGGGGGUGCUUCAGAAGGAUCACCUCUCCAUCUCAAGCUGCUGGGUGAAACCAGCCCUGGGGCCCCAAAUGCCACAGCGCAACGUGCAGACCUGUAUGGUGAUGUUUACACCCAUGUGAGUAGCUGGGCAGCAGAAUCUCUCGGUCGAAGGACUCGCCCCACUCCAAGCAUUCCCUGGCCCACACCAGCUUCAGCAGCUAGUGCUGAGCCUUCUUUUUAUCCUAUUAGUCUUCCACUUGUGUCUUUCCCUCUUGAUUCAGCUGCCAUUUCCAUGAACUCUAAUACAGUUCUUAAUGCCAGCCUGUUUACACAUGAAUUCUCCACUACAGCACCAAAUUUGCCUGCUGGUUCAGAAAUACCAAGUCAAUCAGAGCUUGUCAGUGAGCUCAAGAGUCCAGUGCCUUUCACAAGAUCAUACAGUUACUGUCUGUAUUGUGACUCAGAAGUUUCACUUCUGCCAGAAGCAGGCUUUGCCCCAGAACAUGAUGUGGGCUCAGGUGAUUAUGUUGAAACUUUGUCCAUCAAAGCCUCUGAAGUACAAGGCAUAACUGCAUUUACAACUAUAAUUACUGAUGGGUAUGAAUUAGAGGAACCUACACCUGAGAUUUUUGAUACUACUUUUCCAUCAAGACCUGUUGUUUCACUUUCUUCAAGAUUUGCAGAAAUCCAUGACUCAAGCAUGUUUUUAUUAAGCACUACAGACACUAGAACACCUAUAACAAUAUCUCCCUCCUUCCAUCAGCUCCCUGGGGAAAUGUCACUGAACAUCUCUGUUUCCCAGACCCUCCCUGUUCUGGAAACACUUUUGGUGACUCCAGGCACUCAUGUAGAACUUCCUGGUGCCACCGCUGCUCUGUUGGACUCUACCAUCAACCCCAGUGAGCCAGUCGCGUCAUUUGUAAUCAGUCGGACAACCUUGCUGGAACAGCCAGAAUUAAUGCCAUCAGAAUCCAUGGUUUUGUUUGGCAAGACAUCUACGAGGGACGAACUGUCUUUAAAUAUUUCAGAUUUUCCAUCCAAUCUUUUAUCAACACUAUUUCUUAUUGAAUCUAGCUACUUGUCUUUAUCGCUGACCAUGGUAAAUUCUUAUUCUGUCAUGCAAAGUGAUUUAUCAACACUGUUACCUCAGACCCUGUUGACUGGGACAUCAGUACUUCCUGAGGAUGUUACCAGCUGGGACUUAGCUACCACUAUAAGCUCUGCCACUGACGCUGAGGUUUCUCAGUUACAUCUUGGCCAAACAUCAUACUUUCAUUCAAAUGCAUCGUCCCUUCCAGAUGCACAGGUUCCUGAAAUAAUGGCAUCAUCAGAUUUUCACUCAGAGUCAUCCGUGUUUCUGGAAGCAUCCUCGGUACUGCCAGUGGGCUCUGAAGCUGUGUUUACCUCAGCUGCCACAGGAGCUACCUCUCAGCUGGAGCCUUCACUCUCCAUCUCUCACUCUGUGGUUCCUACCCCGGUGCUACCCACUUCUGACACCCAGUCUGUUACCAGCAGCAUCUUGCUCAGUGAAACAAAUCUGAUCUCUUUGUUUACUACCUUUCUGGCAACUCCUGUCUUAAACAUAGCUUCAUCUCUACUUUUGACUGCUCUGGCUUCUGAUGAGGAUAUUGGUGCUACAGUUAACCCCACGCUGCUUUUAACAUCUGGCAGCAGGGGCAGUGCCCCUACAGCCCUUCCUCCCACAGACCCUGACAACCUUGCAUCGGAUGCCGACACCAUCAGCGCAAUGCCCUCUCCUACAGCAUCUCUGUCUGUGACCUCUUCAUUUGCUCCCAUACCAUUUCCUCUGACAGCCAGCCCUCCCCCUGGACAUGAAGUUCCAUCAGGAAGCAGUGUAACUGCUGGUGCUGGUGCAUCAGCUCCUUCCACCACUGCCAGCAGUGCUACAGGCAGCCCAGGGACAUCCUCCACCCCGCUGAGGACCACUACUCCAUCUGAAGUGGUGGUUGUGACCUCUGCUGUGACUACUACCAGGCAGCCGUACGUCUGCGACAUCACCGUUCCUGAUGCCUACUUAGUCACUGCGGUGCUGGCCCGAAGAGCUGUUCUACGAAAUGUCAGUGAAUCCAUCAGAGAAGUGCUCAGAGUUCAGUUCAGGAGAUCAGUAGAGCUAGAGGUUUAUAAAAUUUCCCCCAAAUUUGCUUUCUUGGUGACAUCUGGUCCCUUUGUUUACACGUCGAUAGCUGUCAUAAAUGUGCUUGUGAACAGCAGUCUUCUUCGUGGGGAGGCCCCCCUCAUCCUCUCACUGCACCCUUCUUUCACUGUGCCAGACAACAGAUUCCAGGUUCAGACAGUGCUUCAGUUUGUACCUCGAAACGUGGAUAUUGGAUUCUGCACCUUCAGCCAGCGCAUUGAGAGAGGGCUGACAAUGGCAUUCCUGGAGGUGAACAAACACCAGGAGUUCUACAACUUCACUGUGAAGAUACUGAAUAUAACUCUAAGCAGGCCUGGGGUGCCGUUUCGACAGGGCCCUGUGAGCAUUGUUUUUGCCAUCCGAGAUAGGUAUGGUUUUCUAAAUGGGUCUGAAGUCAGCGAGCAGCUCAGAAACUUGUCUGUGGUGGAAUUCAGCUUCUAUCUGGGCUUUCCUGUGCAGCAGAUUGCUGAACCCUUUCAUUAUCCUAAGCUUAAUGUGUCCCAGUUGAUGAAAUCUUCCUGGGUGAGGACAGUUCUCCUGGGUGUCAUCGACCAGCGAAUUCAGGAGGAAGUGUUUCGGGCAGAGAUGGAGCGGAAACUCGCUCACCUGUUCAACGAGGCUUUGCUCAGAGGCAGGAUCUGGAGACGAGCCAGUUUUGCAGGCAGCAACAUUGUGCAGAUCGUGAACGUGUCACGCUUAGUUGGUGUUGAUAACCCUGUGGAGCUGAUCUAUUUCGUGGAGGACCAAGAUGGGGAGAGACUGAGCGCUCUGAAGUGCUCGGAUCUGAUGAACAGAGUCGAUAUCCAGCGGGCUGCGAUCAUCCUUGGCUACCGCAUUGAGGGCAGCGUUGCACAGCCUGUGGAGAAGCUGAAGGAGCCCACUUCAGAGACUCAGAACAGCAACCUCUGGAUUAUCGUUGGGGUGGCAGUCCCGGUUGCCGUGGUGCUCCUGAUUGUUAUUAUUUUAUACUGGAAACUCUGCAGAACAGACAAGCUGGAGUUUCAGCCAGACACAGUGAGCAACAUUCAGCAGCGACAGAAGCUACAAGCCCCCAGUGUGAAAGGCUUUGAUUUUGCUAAGCAGCAUCUGGGCCAGCACAAUAAAGAUGAUGUCCUGAUUAUCCAUGAGCCAGCUCCUUUACCAGGACCUAUUAAGGAUACAACCCCAUCUGAGAACGGAGAUGUGCCCAGCCCCAAAUCCAAGACUUCUACAAAGCCUUCAAAGACUGUUCGACACAGAGGGAGAAUUUCACCAUCAGAUGCUGAAUCCACGGCAAGUGAACAAUCCAGCGGGAGAGAAACAGGAGAAGAAAGUGCAAGACCAUCAACUGCUGCAAACGAGGGCAAGCCACGCAGAGCAGUGAAGAAGGGAGCAAACAGAGUGGGACCUCCUCAGACCAGCAGUGGAAACGAGCAGCACUCCUCAGCCUCUAUCUUUGAACAUGUGGAUAGGAUGUCCCGUUCCUCAGAUGCCAGCAGACGGGUCCCAAGCAAGAUCCAGCUGAUUGCCAUGCAACCCAUGGCAGCACCUCCGGUUCAGAACUCGGUGCUCUCCGACCGGGUAGCAGAGACCAACAAAAUUAAUAAAGAGAUACAAACAGCCCUGAGGCAUAAAUCCGAGAUCGAGCAUCACCGCAAUAAGAUCCGCCUCCGCGCCAAGCGUAAAGGGCACUACGAGUUCCCAGUGGUGGAUGAUGUGGUGGUGGUUGACUCCAAAGAACAGCACAGAAUAUAUCGCAAGGCACAGAUGCAAAUUGACAAGAUCUUGGACCCUGGAGGCAGUGUGCCUACUGUCUUCAUAGAGCCCAGGAAGAGUUCUCGUGCAAAACGUUCUCCCAAGCAGCGCCGUCGCCAUCAGAUAAAUGGGAGUCCGAUUGAUGCCGAAAAGGACAGGUUAAUCACAACUGACAGUGAUGGGACAUACAAAAGGCCUCCAGGAGUCAAUAAUUCUGCAUAUAUUUCCGACCCCGACUUGCCUCCCGAGCCGCAGACGUCAUCCUCGGCGGAUGUGGGGAAGUUCCCCGGCUUGCCCCCGCACCCGGUGUCACAGUACGUGCCCCCGCAGCCGUCCAUCGAGGAGGCUCGGCAGACCAUGCACUCGCUGCUGGACGACGCCUUCGCGCUGGUGGCUCCCAGCAGCCAGGCCGCCAACUCCACGGCCGUGCCUCCGCCUGGGGUCUCGGCAGGACAGCCGAGAUACAUGGAAUUUGGAAUGACUCCGCCAACAGCACCAGGUCUCCUACCGAGGCAGAACUUUGGGCCAGGUUUUCUUCAGCCUGCUGAGUUAAUGCACGGAGAGCAGCCACCCCCUGAGGUUCAGUAUUCCUCCAGGGGGAUGUACUCAGAGGAAAUGCCAUCAGUGGCACGGCCACGACCCGUUGGAAGCACUGCAGGUUCUCAGAUACAGCACCUCACUCAGGUGGGAAUUGCUAGCAGGAUCGGAGGUCAACCAGUGGAGAUCCCCUCAGGCAGAGCAGGGCAUGGCCAGCCUGGGGGGCCAGGGUGGCCCCAGUAUCGUGGAGAGGAUGAAUGUGCUAGGCGAGAUGCAACGCAUAUGCAUGGACACCAAGAAUAUUCCUCCUCACCAGUAUUCCAGAUGCCGAGGACUUCAGCCAGGCAGCCCUCGGCACCUCCUGCUCAGCUUCCACACAACAGCCUUCAGGGCCAGGGCCUUUGCUACACCACCAGUUCCACUGAGGACCUCCAGCCAGGUCACUCAUCAGCCUCUCUUAUCAAAGCAAUUAGAGAAGAACUUCUGCGACUUUCUCAGAAACAGACAACAGUGCAGAACUUCCAUAGUUGAUUUAGCAUUCCAUUGCAAAUCUGCCAGGUAUCUGCUUCCUAUGGAAGCAAAGACUUAGAGGAAAUCAGCAAUGUUGUUCUCACAAAGGAAGGAACUUCCACAGCUCUGUUGACAGUACUCUGGAAAAAUCAAAAAAGGCAACAAAAUGAGAAUAGUAAGGAGAGAUGGGGGACAAACAGGAAAAAUCAUCAGUGUCAUCACAAGUAAUAUUAAUUAAUCUGCUAAUAUUACGGUGCUCCUCUUCUCUCCUUACACUCAUUCAGGCUAACAUAUAAAUAAAACCAUAGGUCAAGAACUCGGUACUCCAGCAACAACAACAAAAAAAAUGACAGGAACUAUCUCCAAGAAUGAUAGACUCCUUUUUCUAAGGAAGUAGGUGAAGUUUUUAAUGAACAUUUUGCAAGAGAUUACAAGUAUUCUUAUCUCUCCAGUGCUUAUGGGGAACUGGUUUGUGUUGCUGUUCUGGAGGAUUACAAACUGUAUCAACUCAAGGGUCUUGAAGGUCCAAUCUCGCAUAGGAAUCACUUUGGUUGUCAGGAACAAUGGGACUACUUAGAAUAAAAGUCUUUAUGAGUUACUUGUAUUAAACUGGAACGAUAAUUGUUACAGCUCUGUGGUUCCGAAUGGAGCUACCCUCUGCACUCUUCCUUGUUUUCCUUCUGGUGCUGAAGCUUCAAGUGUUCCUUCAUCUUCAAUGUUUGCAAAGUGAAACAUUGGCCUUGUAUAAUUAAGAAAAUAUUUGUAGACUCAUUCAGGCUGCAAAAGAAAGCAAAGCAUCCAAACAGGAAGGGCUUGGUACCUAAUUUGUUUAAAAGUUACUGAAAACUGGAAGGGGAAUACUCAGCCACAUUUGAAUUUGGGGAAAUGUGUGUGUAUAUCUUUGAAAAACCAUAUUUGCAUACUAAAUGCUCUUGCAAGACCAGUGAUAAACCAUUGCCACUCUGUAGUUUGCUUUGUGGACAGAAACCAAUCCAGCCUGACUGGUACAGGGUCACCAGCAUUAUGUUAUAAAUUGAUGUCCUAAAUCAUUGCUUAUGUUUGGAUCUGAAUAAUUUUAGUGGAAGUCAGUGACAGUUUAGAGCAUUAACAUAGGCUUAGAUUUGCAGUUUUGAGACAGUUUCUAUAUUUAUACUUGUUUCCACUGUCCCUUUGGACAAUGGGUAAGCAUUAUCCCCAUGGUAAGAAUGGUACGUGCCAUGGAACUGUUUGUCGCUGUUUUUUUCAGAGUUUUUAUUUAAAAUUAGCUAUGAAUUUACUAAUAUUGGCCAUUGCAUAACUGUAACUGACAUAAUACACACAGACAUUUUGCUUAAGUCACGAUUGGUUGAAGUGUUUUCAUUUUCAGGUCAGAGUGAACUAAAGCUACUAAACAGGCACAGAGAUGGAGGGCAGGCUCAGUGUUGGUGAGGAGGCUUGGGAACCCUACCCUAGGGCAGUGGGCAGCAGGAGAAUUAGGUGCUGCAGUGCAAACAUGAGCAAAUGGCUGUGGUCAGGGGUCUGAGGAACAGAGAUCUGCCAGAGAGAGCACUGGGCAGCCAGGCAGGGGCUGCGUUUGCCUCUCUUACUGGGGCAGAAAUGGCAGUGGUGAAGUACAGGUACCAUAACACCAGUAUGGUGUUGUGGUCCUUGGCUACCACAUCUGCUCCUGGCUCCAGUGUACGGUUCAAUAAGGGCAGCAGCACUAACUCAGACUGAAAUUAAAACAGCUGGGAGGACAUGGUGGAAGAAGUCCCCUCCAUACCUUACUCAUGAAGUGUGUCCAUCAUACUCACAGCCGAAACCAAAACCUCAGUUGCUUGCUGAGGUGGGAAAAAAAGGUGGUAUGUUUCCCUCUUUGCUAGGAAGCUCAGUUAUUUUUCUGUUUACCUAUGAUCGUCAAAAAACUGUAUGAAACUGUUUUGAGGGACUUAGAGUAAUGAAGCAGUAUAAAUUAAUUUCCAGUUCCCUGGCCUAUGUGUAAAGCCCUCAUGGGCACCAGUUGAGGUUUGAAAGGAAUCAACACCAGCAUGGUUCUAACAGCAGUACCAACAGGUCACUAUGAUUUGAAUUUUUUAAGUUUUUUGUGUGAUAGUUCUAGGAUAAAAAUAAACAUUUCUUUUCUGCCAACUUUGUAAACAUGACUGUUGCCAAUACUUCUGCAAAAUGCCAGGUUUUGAAGAAUGAAGAGUGUAUCAGGCAGUGUUCAUUUGGUCGUUUUGACAGCACUGAAGACUGACUGUUGCUAAGUGUUCCCAUUAAAACCAUCUCUUUCAGACCCCACGUCCUUCUCCAGUUUAAUUCUGUAGUGAGCUCAGAGACUGAUGCUUAUAAUCUUAGCACAUUAUUAUGACCUCAUUUCAAGAAAAUGUGGUCUUCUAGGAGGUGAAUUAAUUUUGUCUGGUUCCAGCUAUUUAAGAACAAUAUCUUCUCCGUGAAAUGAGAGCUUUGAAAUUUAGAGGUACUUAAGCCAUUUCUUAUUAAUUUUUUUGCUUGUGAUGGUGAUGCAGUUGUGAAAUUCCAUCUUCUUAUAUUUGGAUGUGUAUAAUUUCUCUUUUCAGUCCCUAAUCUUAUGAAGAACACAAGACAAAUACGUACUUGUAAAUAAAAGGGGCUUUCUGAUGAAGGAAACCCUCUUUAAAACUUUCAACAGGAUAGUAAAGUAUAAGAAGUCAGAAAGCUGUGUUUGGAAGUUACGUUCUCAGAUUGGCUGGAGACCUGAUCCAGUGUCCAAAAAAUUGGUAUGGCCUAGUCUGUAUCCUCAUAUAGGAAGAAAAGUAACACCAGUUACCAGCCACCAGUUCCAAGAAUGGCUUUAACAAGGGAGAAUCCACAUUUUUUGCAGCUAGAGGAAAAGCUGUUUUUUUUUCGUGUGCUGCAGAAGGAUUCUGUGGAAUGCAUGUGCCAGAAUGUGUGUUUCCACUUGGAAAUUCUGGGGGGACAAAAUCUGCAAGUUUCUGCAUCCCCAUGUGCUUGAGUUCUUUAGCCAAUUUUUUUUUUUUUCAUUGCCCUAUUAAAAGGCUGGAGGGGAAAACCAAACAAACCUUUUUUUCCUGAAACUUAAAGUAUCCUAUAUUUAAGUAUCUGUUAAUGAAUCUCCUGGUUUCUGAAAUCACCGAUCAGAUGAAAAUUUGGUGCAGACACAGAAAGCUGUUAUCAACUGUUGCAUCCAUUUCCAUGACUAAACCAUCUGGUUCAUGGAAUCCUCGGGUUCUUCCUUUUCUUCACAAUUUUCCUUGGCAUUUGUGUUUAGUCUAUGUUUAGUUUGGCAUAUAAAAGAACUUGGCAAGAUGAGAGCUACAUAA